Zea mays is the source of this 779-nucleotide messenger RNA. RefSeq names its product probable RNA methyltransferase At5g51130. Gene Ontology annotation, biological process: snRNA modification. Bases 5 to 319 code for a protein of 104 amino acids. The record is from RefSeq and is a predicted model, not a curated record. Gene Ontology annotation, molecular function: O-methyltransferase activity; RNA methyltransferase activity; snRNA binding. NCBI's taxonomy places the organism in Eukaryota, Viridiplantae, Streptophyta, Magnoliopsida, Poales, Poaceae. The transcript is spliced from 2 exons.
UACAAUGUCACCCAGACUCCAGACUCCGGCCAGAGUCCAGAGCCGCCAGGACGCCAGGUACGCCGCCGGGCGCCGGCCCCCUCCUCCCUCCCUCCUCCGGGUGAGCGCGCAGAAGCGGAAGAGGAAGGAGGUCUUCAUCUACGGCAACUACAGGAACUACUAUGGCUACCGGAUUGAUCGCAAUGUUGGUGAAGAUCCUCGCCUUGAGGCGUUCAAGAAACAGUGGUUUGAAAAGAAGGAUUGUCUCGAUAUUGGAUGCAACCAGGGUUUGGUAACGAUUGGCUUAGGUAACCUUUUGAUUUUCCGGAUAAACUCUUGACCUAUUAGCUAAAUUCUUAUAUAUAGCUUAAGAAAGUCUGGUUCACUAUUUUUCAUUUUGGUUGGUAUAUUCACACAGCACACUAUUCAGCUAGUCCCUUCUCUAGGACAAAAAAUCAUGUCUUUUUUGCGUGCCAAUAUCAUAUAUUCAAUCUGAUAAUAUCCAGUAAAGCAGUAAGCUCAGCUGGAGUUUCCAUACAUGUCAUAAACAUUUAACCAUACUCGGCCACAAAAUAAACCCUAUUUAACAUAUUUUGAAAUUUGAAUAUUUAUUGCAAAAUGUUCUCAUCUUUUGUGGGGUCCUUUCGGUUAUAUUUUUUGAUUGCCAAUAAGCCUCGCUGUUUGUUCUCUUAUUAUGCAGGCCCCAUGGUAGUGAUUGUGGUAUAGUGAAUGUGAACAUACCUACUAAUGGUGCUGAAAUUGGUGGAGCAUUUGGUGGAGAAAAAGCAGCUGGUGGUGGA